Messenger RNA from Habropoda laboriosa, 774 nucleotides. RefSeq names its product adenylate kinase isoenzyme 1-like. Gene Ontology annotation, molecular function: ATP binding; AMP kinase activity. Bases 1 to 774 code for a protein of 257 amino acids. The transcript has 3 exons. The record is from RefSeq and is a predicted model, not a curated record. Gene Ontology annotation, biological process: nucleoside triphosphate biosynthetic process. Gene Ontology annotation, cellular component: cytoplasm; cytosol. NCBI's taxonomy places the organism in Eukaryota, Metazoa, Arthropoda, Insecta, Hymenoptera, Apidae.
AUGGUAAAUACUGGUAUCGGUAAUAUUCUACUUGAGUGUGGCUCUAUAAAUAAGAGGAUAUCCGAAACGAUCGGUUCGAUGGGCAAUUGUAUAAAGCCUGUCGAUCCUUUGGUUGCUUCUCUUCCGAGAGGCAUCACUGUCGAUGGUUCGCCGAUUAAGGAAUCGGGAGUGCCGAUCAUUUUUGUAAUUGGAGCACCCGGAUCUGGAAAAAAAACAUUAUGCACGAAAGUCGCUCAAAAGUAUGGUUUCCACGGCAUAAUAACCUCGGAAAUUCUUCGAAGCGAGGUGUCCAAGCGGACAGACCGAGCGUUCGUGUUGGCGCGUUUGAUAUCGCAGGGUCGAUUGGUGCCUUCGGAUAUACUGAUUGAAUUGAUCACGGUGAAGAUGCUCGAUCAGUUGCAGGAUGGAAAAGGGUUCAUUGUGAGUGGAUUUCCGCGGGAGAAACAGCAGUGCAAAAUAUUCGACAGAGAGAUACGACCACCGGAUCUCGUCUUAUUCCUCGACGUACGAAAUUCUGUCUUGUCCGAUCGAAUAAUGGCCAGAAGUGUGAAAACCACCGAACGAAUGUCCAUCAGCUUCGACAAUAUCAGAAUUCAGAUCAAAGAGUUCAAAAAACAAAACAAACCUGUAAUUAAGCAUUACCAGAAUCUGUUAGUGGUGAUUGACGGGGAAUACGACGUGAUGACUGUGUUCAAGAAUAUUUGCAAAGUGAUCGACGAUGUUUUAUUCAAUUUCAGUAAGAAUUCUGCGACCACGUCAGCUGAUAACAGUUAA